CCUGUGCUUUUCCUACUAUGACAUGUCUGCUGUGAAAAAGGUCUAUGAGAUACAUUAAUCCUGUUUGGUUACUGCUACUACUGAGUUGUUUUCUCAUAAUAUUGCAAGGAUCCACAGGUCCUCUAAUCUAGUUUUUUAAAGGGCCCUGAUUAAAAUUCUGGUGAAGACUGAUGGGCCAACACAACAAAUAAAUGUGACCGAUGCAGGUUUUUUAAGGAGCAGUGUCAGGUCCGUGCAAAAGAGACUCUUCAGUACCAAGGAAAGCAAUUUAUAAUGUGUGCAAAAGGUAUCAAAAUGUGAAACAAAUCUCUAUUUUUUUAAGGUCCCAAUGGGCCAAGACAAAUAAAUGUAUAAUGGUACUUUGCACUCUUUUCAAGAAGUAGUGUGCAUGCAGCCAAUAAUAAAAUAAAAGGAGCUCUUCAGAUACAAAGAAAAGCUAUUUAUGUGUAAAAUAAAUUUAAUUCAUCAAUUUCCCAGUGCUAUGCUUGCACACUUUUUUUAACUGUCUUUAACUACAUCUUUAUUUCCAUCAGGUCUUCAUUUUGCUGUUAGUUUUUCACAUUCUGCUUCUUUUUGUAACCCCCACGUUUGAUGGACACUACACUUAGGUGUUUUUUUAGUGCUACCUGCCUAUGCAAUGUUAAACUCCACAAAGGGGAUGUCAAGGUGACUUUUUUUAAACUCUCGUCUGAACCAGUUGGGCCCAGAGAAAGGAGUGAUCCACCUGGCCACGGCUGCAGUCCUGAAUGCUGUGUGGGACCUGUGGGCAAGGGCAGAGGGCAAGCCGCUGUGGAAGCUGCUUGUUGACAUGGAUCCCAAGCAGAUUGUCUCAUGCAUUGACUUCAGAUACAUCACUGAUGCGCUUACAGAGGAGGAGGCUCUAGACAUACUCAUGAAAGCACAGGAUGGCAAGCAGCACAGAGAGGAUCUCAUGCUGAAAGAGGGUUAUCCUGCCUACACCACCUCCUGUGCAUGGCUCGGAUACUCAGACCAGCGGCUCAAACAGCUCUGCACGGAUGCACUUAAAAGUGGUUGGACCAAGUUCAAGGUGAAAGUCGGUGCUGAUCUAGAAGACGACAUACGCAGGUGCCGCCUCAUAAGGCAAAUGAUUGGACCCAGUAACACUUUGAUGAUUGAUGCCAACCAGAGAUGGGACGUAGCUGAGGCCAUCAGCUGGGUGUCCAGCCUGGCUGAGUUCAAACCUCUUUGGAUCGAGGAGCCCACGUCUCCAGACGACAUCCUGGGUCACGCUGCUAUCUCCAAGGCUUUGGCUCCCCUCGGGAUUGGGGUGGCAACAGGAGAGCAGUGUCACAGCAGGGUGAUGUUUAAGCAGUUACUCCAGGCCUCGGCUCUGCAGUUUGUCCAGAUAGACAGCUGUCGGCUUGGCAGUGUCAAUGAGAACCUGGCUGUGCUUCUGAUGGCCCACAAGUUCCAGGUGCCCGUUUGUCCUCAUGCUGGAGGAGUCGGUCUCUGUGAGCUCGUCCAGCAUCUGAUUCUGUUCGACUACAUCGGUGUGUCUGGAAGUCUCAGCAACCGAAUGUGUGAAUAUGUGGAUCACCUACAUGAACACUUCACCAGUCCUGUGGUAAUUCAUGACGCCCACUACAUGCCUCCCAAGGAGCCAGGCUACUCUUGUGAGAUGCUGGAAUCAACAGUGCAGAGACACCAGUACCCUGACGGGGAUGUAUGGAAGCUGAUCAUAAACAAAUGAGGACUUUAUGUCAAACAUUUAACCCAAGGCUCUUUUUUUUUUUUUAAUUUUUUUUAAUAGACCUACAAUUGGUCUGGGUUAACCUUUUGUGUUGUCUUCCCGUCAACCUUUUUUCGAUGUUUGACGCCUUUUUUCAGUUUGUUUUUGCUUUUUCCAACGUUUUAAAUUCUAAAAUUUCUUUCUUCUGAUAUAAAACAAAAAUUUAAAACGGGUCAAUUUGACCCUAAGUCAACACAAGGGUUAAGUGGAGUGAAAAUGGAUUGCACUUAGAAACUGCAAGAGUAGAAGUGUAGCAGACACUUUGAAAUUCUAGACUUUUGUAAUAUUAAGGGUGUUUUACUGCUAGACUCAUGUUGGGUCAAUAACAAUCAUCUACAAGCUGACACAAAUGUAAAUUCUUUAUUUACAAAUUAAACUGAUCUAACUGGCAUUUUUAUACUAAAAUAAACUUUUCUGCAAGAA
Perca fluviatilis (European perch) is the source of this 2173-nucleotide messenger RNA. It is a transcript of the gene enosf1, whose product is annotated as enolase superfamily member 1. The transcript has 12 exons. Gene Ontology annotation, biological process: amino acid catabolic process; carbohydrate catabolic process. The record is from RefSeq and is a predicted model, not a curated record. Gene Ontology annotation, molecular function: magnesium ion binding; hydro-lyase activity. Bases 809 to 1711 code for a protein of 300 amino acids. Lineage: Eukaryota; Metazoa; Chordata; Actinopteri; Perciformes; Percidae.